AUGACGGUCGAGGUUGAGCGCAUCACAGAGGGUGCCUUGAAGCUGUUGAGUCCUCUGCAAUGGCUCGCGCUAGGGGCAUUCUUGUACCUCCUCAACACCUGGAUAUUGUACCCAUUCCUGUUCUCACCAGUCCGACACAUUCCCGGGCCAUGGUAUGCCCGCGUCUCCAAAAUUCCACUGUGGUACGCAACCUAUAAGCGGAGACGAACCGAGUUCGUGACCAGGUUGCUCGAGCAGUAUGGCCCGGUGGUUGUGAUUGCCCCGAACCAGGUCCACAGCACAGACGACAACGCCAUGAAGCAGAUAUACGACAAGACAGCCAUCAAAACGAGCUUUUACGCCUCCAUGGGUAGCUGGAAGGGCGUCACUACAACGCUGGGCUUCCUCGACUAUGCCUCUGCUGCGCGGUCCCGUAACAAUCUCCUGCAGUGCUUUCAGAAUCGCAACCUAGCGACGCUGGCGGAGAAUAUGCAGUCGCACGUGGAGGAUUUCAUUCGGCUACUAGAGCAGAAAUCUCGGAGUGGAGAUGCUGUCGAUGGCGUCGUUGUGUUCCGUCUGUUGGCUCUCGACAUCGUCACCGACGUCCUCUGGGGCGAGGAGAAUAGGCUCCUGCAUCAUUUCGACGAUGAUGAAACUCCCGUUUUCCUCCGCCGCUUUCACGCGUUCAGCACGUGGAACGCGAUGAAAAGUUUCAUCCCCGGCGCCGACCUCCUCGUCAGGUGCUUGGGCAACGCGAAGUGGCGAGGCCUGCGCAACGACUGCAACGACAUGGAUGUGACUGCGCGAGAAGCCUUGGAUCGCUGGUUGGCCAGCGACAAGUCUGGCCACCGUCACCGAGACAAGGAUGUGCUGUCCAUGUUGCAAUCCAUGAACAAGGGCAACGUGUCUGCCGUGCCCACCCAGGAUGUCCCAGCUUACAUGGUGGAAAUGCUGGCCGCGGGCUCCUCGACCACCUCUCACACGGCGGCUUUCGCGUGUUGGUUACUCACCCGCCACCCGGAGGCCCAGGCACGUCUGCAAAAAGAACUCUUCGAAGCCUUCCCCAAUUCGGACACCAUGGACAUCAAACUGUCCCUCGAUCUCCCCUUCCUGGAUGGCGUCUUUCGAGAGACCAUGCGCAUGUUCCCUGUGAUCCCUGGUCCUCUGGAACGAUACAUAGGACAAGACAUCUGCAUGGCCGGCCAGGCCGUCCCCAAGGGAGUCAUUGCGUCAACCGCCGCGUACAACCAGGGUCGACUGGAAUCGGUCUACCCCGAGGCCAAUUCGUGGAAGCCGGAGCGCUGGCUCGAUGCGACCGAACGGAUGAGGCUGAAUUGGACGCCCUUCGGAUACGGAUCGCGCAUUUGCCCCGGUGCCAAUCUGGCCAUGACCGAGCUGAAAUACAUGGUCGGGAUGAUCUUCAGAAAGUUCAGAGCCGUCCUCCCACCUGGCCAUGAGGACGACACUCUCGAAUUGGCGGACGUUUUUGGAGCGGCGCCAAAGACGGGACAUUGCUGGCUUAAGUUUGAAGCAUUGGAAGAAAGUGGACCAGUUUUUUAA
This is a messenger RNA of Fonsecaea multimorphosa CBS 102226, 1539 nucleotides long. RefSeq lists its product as uncharacterized. Lineage: Eukaryota; Fungi; Ascomycota; Eurotiomycetes; Chaetothyriales; Herpotrichiellaceae. The record is from RefSeq and is a predicted model, not a curated record. Bases 1 to 1539 code for a protein of 512 amino acids. Gene Ontology annotation, molecular function: iron ion binding; monooxygenase activity; oxidoreductase activity, acting on paired donors, with incorporation or reduction of molecular oxygen. The transcript is spliced from 2 exons.